This is a messenger RNA of Anopheles funestus (African malaria mosquito), 1297 nucleotides long. RefSeq names its product complex I intermediate-associated protein 30, mitochondrial (gene CIA30). Gene Ontology annotation, biological process: mitochondrial respiratory chain complex I assembly; mitochondrial electron transport, NADH to ubiquinone. Lineage: Eukaryota; Metazoa; Arthropoda; Insecta; Diptera; Culicidae. The transcript is spliced from 2 exons. The record is from RefSeq and is a predicted model, not a curated record. Bases 13 to 1209 code for a protein of 398 amino acids. Gene Ontology annotation, cellular component: mitochondrion.
CUUGCAAAAAAGAUGUUUUAUCAUUCAUCCGUGUACCAGCAACUGAAGCUGAUCACCGUUGACAGCGGUUUGUUAUUUCCCCUUCGGAGUCAUGAUUGCACCGUAAUAUUUUGCUGUCACCUUACCAAACAGUUUCACUGCUCCGUAGAAUAUUGUGCCGGGUUGUGCCGGAACGAUGAGAAACGGUCAGUUCGAUUAAUCAAACAUUUCUUGAGUACACCCACACACAAGUUGGGAAUGUAUCGACUUCGGCAUCGGUUUGUAGCGUUUGGUAGAUGUUGCGAGCGGGAGUAUCAUGCCCUAGCGCAAAGGGCCACCACAUCCACAAGACAGAAUGGCAGCGAGAACCGGCUGCUGGUGCGCCAGCUAGAGACGGACCUCAUACGGCCGGGUGUUCUAUCGAGCGGGCUGUUUUGGGAGCGACAUCGCAAAGGUGGCUACCAGACGGAACAGCGCAUUUCGUUGAAGAAAUCGAUCAUAAACGGGCUGAAGGAGCUGCGCACAGAGUUCGCACUGUUUCAGCAGGAGUGGAAGGAGAAGCUGGAAAGCGAUCCGCUGGUAGUGUUCCGACCGGGUGAGAUCGAUGUGGUGUUUGGGUUUGAAAACCCAACCGAGCUAGAUCGCUGGGUGGUAACGACGGACAAGGAUCACGGUGAGGGCUAUUCGCAGGCAGCACUCGAACCAAGCCCGGCUGGGUACGGUUUGUUUCACGGCACACUGGAAUCGCGUGUGCCAAAAGAUGGCCGCAUCAAACGGGCUGGUUACGCUAAUAUCAAGAGUCUACGCGUAAGGAAAUCAUUCAAACGGGACGCAUUCUACGACUGGAGCCAGUAUAAUACGCUCGUGCUAAAGGUACGCGGUGAUGGGCGGUCCUAUUUGAUUAACCUUACCGCGGAAGGCUACUACGAUAUUCUUUGGAACGAUAUCUACCAUUAUGUGCUGUACACGCGUGGUGGACCACACUGGCAGGUGGCGAAAAUUCCCUUCUCAAAGUUCUUUCUCGCCUCGAAGGGUCGGGUGCAGGAUCAGCAGGGUCCGGUACCGCUCAACCGGAUCACAAAUGUGGGCUUUUCCGUGGGAUCACGCGGUGGCCACGAAGGUAGCUUUCGGCUAGAGUUCGACUUUAUCGGCUUGGAGUUUGAUCCAUCCCACCAGGAAGAGUUUGCGUACGAAAUGUAUCGCCAGCCGAAGUAUAUUGUGGCCACGUAAACGUAUAUUAUAUAGAAAAUGGAACUGUGUUGUGGUUGUUUUGUGUAGAAUCGUUGGAGGAAAUAGAUACGCUUAUUUCACACUUUUA